AUGAGAGAUGUGUUGCUAUGUAUCUGCACGGGUUGCAGUGAGCUGGUGUCCUUGCAUGGUUCAGGGUACAGAGUUUCAGACACGGCUCUCUGUGCCCCCUCAACACUCACAGGGGCCGAGCGCCGACAGCCAGGCUCCGCUCAGCGCGCCGGGCCCCGCGGGCGGCGGGGGGCCGCCGGCCGCUCUCCGCACCUGCGGGGGGGACGCGUUAGUGAGCGGGGCGGGCUCGGCACGGCCGCGCUGCCCCGAAGCCCGAGCCGCCGCCGCCGCCGCCUUACCCCGGGCGCGUCCCCGUCCUGCCGGGCCCCGCCGCUGCCGCCCGCCGACAUUUUGUCCGCGCGGAGGCCGCUGUGGCGUCGCCUUCGCCAGGGCAACCGGCGGCCGCCCACCCUCCGUCCCACCCUCCGUCCCGCCGUGUCGGGGCCCCGGCGACAGCCGCGGGAACGGGGCCCUGAGCAGGGACCGGCCGGCUCCCGGCGUGGCGCUGGGCUGCCACGGGCUCGGGGCGAGUGGUUUCUAAUGGAUGGUGACCCUCUGUGUGACAACAGCCCCACUGUCCUGCAUCCACAUGGGUUGCCAGGACUUGUUGCUGCCUGCCAUACCUCCGUCCUAGGAAAGAGGGAUGCUUCACUGAGGCAGUGUGACACAGAGUGUUUCAUUCUUCCUUGUCGGGGAGGUUGUUUGCCCAGGACCAUCUGUGCUGCUCAGAUUACCCUGCUCCGGGUCAAGCGGUCACCGAGGGAGCAUUUCCCGCACCACAUUGACGCUCUUAGGCCUGAACACAGUUCCAAUUUUCUGGAGGGGAGAGAGAGAAGAGCAGAAUUUUGGAAUGAAUUGUCAACAAGUGUUCAGACAUUCAUCACAAAAGCAGAUGAAACAGUGGCAGAAGUAGUGAGAAAUUGCUCCUUUGGUUGAGGGAGAAAAACUGAAGAAUGGAAGGGGCGUUUUGUUAUCUCAGACACCAGAGAGUGCUGACAUUGCCAGUCUGUUGGCACAUGCACACGUUUGACAGUAACAGCUAUCAUGCCCAAAUUUCUAUGGCAUUUAUUCAUAAUAAUCCCUCCUCCUCAGUAAGAAAGCAAGGUUUUGGUGACCUUUCUGAAUUUGUUUUCUGCCAAAGACUACGUAUCUUAAAAUUUGGAUUCAGCUGAACUCCCUGGCUGGUCCGUUUGUUUGUUUGUACUUUGACCAAAGGAUUACAUUGACGGUUUCUCAGGAUCCAGAAUUGUGUUUAAUCUGUUUACAGAGCUACAUAUAUUAUUUGAACAAGGAAGAGGGAAACGAAAGUGGCCAUAUCUACAUCAGCUGGUAGCUGUUCACAGGAAGCAGCAAUUACUGUCUAGCCUUCUUCCCUGGAAAGCCCUCCCAACUGCUUCCCAUGCCACGUAACUGUGCAGUGCAUGGGCACACAGAAUAUCAAAGAAAGCA
Messenger RNA from Neopelma chrysocephalum (saffron-crested tyrant-manakin), 1428 nucleotides. RefSeq lists its product as uncharacterized. Lineage: Eukaryota; Metazoa; Chordata; Aves; Passeriformes; Pipridae. The coding region runs from base 1 to 915 and encodes 304 amino acids. The transcript is spliced from 6 exons. The record is from RefSeq and is a predicted model, not a curated record.